Molecule: messenger RNA, 873 nt
Organism: Gastrolobium bilobum
Lineage: Eukaryota; Viridiplantae; Streptophyta; Magnoliopsida; Fabales; Fabaceae
Exons: 2
Coding region: 1-873 (290 amino acids)
Source: RefSeq, a predicted model, not a curated record
AUGGCAAGUACAAGUUUGGCUACCCCAAAUACCUCUAUUUCGACCCCUGCUGAGAAGCCCGAAAAAUUCAAUGGGUUUGAUUUCAAGCGCUGGCAACAGAAAAUGCUAUUUUACAUGACAACCUUGAGUCUGGCACAUUUUCUCAAGGAAGAUGCACCUAAGUUGGAAAAGGGAGAACAACUUGAUAAGGUGAAGGUUGCUGCGAUUGAAGCAUGGAAGCACUCUGAUUUCCUCUACCGAAACUAUAUACUUAAUGGUCUAGACAACACGUUGUAUAAUGCGUGUAAUGCCUUGAAAACAAGUAAGGAACUAUUGGACAGUCUAGACAAUAAGUACAGAACUAAGGAUGCUGGCUUGAAGAAAUUCAUAGUCGGUUGGUGCGUUAUUGAAAAAUUGCUACCAUCUUGGAAGGAUUUUAAGAGUUCUCUCAAGCAUAAGCGUAAGGAGAUGACACUUGAAGAUCUAAUAAUGAGGCUGGGGAUAGAAGUAGACAACAAGGUUGUUGAAAGGAAAUUUGGCAACAACCUAAUGGUCUCUAAGGCUAAUGUUGUUGAAGAGGGAUCAAGGUCAAAGAAGCGAAAAUAUUCUGAAGAAGAAACUGCUAAACAAAGAAAAGACAAAGGCAAAAAGUUCAAGGGCAAUUGUUACAAUUGUUGUAAUCUUGGCCACCGUGCAAGGGACUAUAAGAAAGAUCAAAAGAAGCCACAAAAAUCCAAAAAGAAGAAGACCACUCAAGCCAAAAUGGUUGAUAUUGCUGAUAAAGUUGAAGAUCUAAAUUUGGCAGCAGUGGUGGUGGAGUGUAACCUUGUGGGAGACACUAAAGAAUGGUGGGUGGACACUGGUGCCACCAGACAUGUCUGUUCAAACAAUUGA